AUGUCUGAGAUCCAGAACCUCUCCCUCGCUGCCCUCAUCCUGGCCGACGACGCUGUCGAGAUCACCGCCGACAAGCUCAUCGCCCUUACCUCGGCUGCCAAGCUCGAGAUCGACCAGAUCUACGCUUCGCUCCUCGCCAAGGCUCUUGAGGGCAAGGACAUCAAGGAGAUGCUCACCAACGUCGGUGGUGGCGGUGCCCCCGCCGCUGGUGCCCCCGCUGCUGGUGGUGCCGCUGCCGCUGCCGGUGGCGACGCCCCCGCCGCUGAGGAGAAGAAGGAGGAGGCCAAGGAGGAGUCUGACGACGACAUGGGCUUCGGUCUCUUCGACUAA
Trichosporon asahii var. asahii CBS 2479 is the source of this 330-nucleotide messenger RNA. Its product is annotated as 60S acidic ribosomal protein P1. The coding region runs from base 1 to 330 and encodes 109 amino acids. The transcript is spliced from 3 exons. Gene Ontology annotation, cellular component: cytosolic large ribosomal subunit; ribosome. The record is from RefSeq and is a predicted model, not a curated record. Gene Ontology annotation, biological process: cytoplasmic translation; translational elongation. NCBI's taxonomy places the organism in Eukaryota, Fungi, Basidiomycota, Tremellomycetes, Trichosporonales, Trichosporonaceae. Gene Ontology annotation, molecular function: ribonucleoprotein complex binding; structural constituent of ribosome; protein kinase activator activity.